UUAGGCCAUUUUUCUUUUAACUUGUGCUGAAGAAGUUUCUCAUUCAUGACGUACACACGAAGGAAUGGCGCUUUCCAAGAAUACGAUGUUUAUUGCAUGGAUUGUACCUUUGAAAACUACGAAGUCAAAUUGGAUUCUUCACGAUAAAUAGCGCAAUUAUUGUGCUGAAUAUAAUUGUUGCGUUAUGCGUAGCAUGCGAAUUGGUAAGAAUAAAUUAUAUGCUGCAUGUGCCGUCUUUGAUAGACAAAAUAACUGUGGUUGUGAAAAAAAAAACAAAGUCAUGUGGUUUAUAUUUCUGCCUUUGAAAUCGAUAUAUGCAUUUUUAUUAUUUAGCAAAGACAAAGAAAAAAACAUUAAACUAAAUUAAGUGAAUUGAGAAAAGAAGAAAAGUUAAAAAAUAUAAAAAUAAAAGUUAAUUAGUUAAAAAAAAGAUCGAAGAGCACUUAACCAACGCAAUUUCAAAAGGCAAGAAAUGCACAAUAAACGUUUCCCAGGCUUUUGAAAUAUAUUUUUUUUUUUUUGGUAUGUUGAAUGGAGAUGGGCUUUUGAAAUAAAGGCUAAAAGAAAAUGACUGGGAAGCCAUAUCCACGGAAGUCGACUUGUACACUAAAUACAAUAUAGAAAUUUACAAAAUGUUUGAAGCCUUUUUUUUUUACUUGAAAAGUGCAAAGUGCGGUGGAGAUCACUGAAAGGUCGCCUUACCAUGAACUACCAUAAGAAGGCAGAUUCAGGUAGUGCUAAUGUUCAUGAAAGCAUUAAAUAGAAAUUCUGCAAAGCGUUGUCGUUUUUAGGAGAUUUCAUAGUCUCUAAUUGUUGAAAAGAUGAAUGAAAAAGCAACCACAGUUGUUAAAAAACGUAUACUAAUAAGUAAGGAGUACAAAACUAUAUGUGACUUCAUUGAUCAAUUUGAGGGCUUAGCUAUCGAUUGCGAGAUCGCUUUAUUACAAAAAUUUCCUUCUAUUGAAAGUCUAACAUUAAAAGCAAUUUUACAAGUACAAGUAACCACACAUAUUAAAGCACUGCGCUGGCGCCAUGAAUCCCGAACUUUGAAAUACAACAAAUGUAGUUCUAAUAGCAAAGAUUCAGACAUUCUUUUAAAGAUUGCGAGAGAACAUCGUGUUGGUCCAGUAACCUUGUGUCGUUAUAUUUUAAAAUUUAAAUAUGAAAUGAAAAAUAAAGCAGAAAUCGCGCAUCUCCUGAAAUACCCCCAACUCAUCGAAGAUCAACAAUUAUCAGCCAACAUAAUUCAAUGUAUGUGCAGCGACAACCAAGAUGGACCUCUAGUAGAUUUGAAACGUCGUAUUUUAGGAGAAGAAUAUGAAUUUAAGCUAAAAGAUUUGGCCACUAAGGCUGGCAUGCAUUUCCAUGAUGAAAAUGAACUGAGACGUUUGGGCUAUGACAAAACGCCUGAUCUCAAAAUGAUAUUACCAUUUCUUUUCCGGGGAGAAGUGAUUAAUUGGAUUGAGAGCAAAGCAGGUUUCGGAGACAUUAAAUCACAUAGAUAUUACACUCAACAACAAUACCAAAGUUAUUGUAAUAGAUUUGGUCCAGGCAUUGUGAUCUAUUGGAUGGGAUAUCAAGAGGAAACGGCUACGCUGCCUGACAAUGAUGACGGUAUCAUAGUUUUAGACGACUUUCCUCGUUUAGAGGAUCUAGAACUUCUGGAUUUAUCGAAAACAAUGCAACACUUGGACAAUGUUAACAGAUACAAACAUUUCCGCUUGCUUUUGUGGUAGUAAAAAUGAAUUAUAUUUUGCACAGUUUUUUGUGUUG
Molecule: messenger RNA, 1773 nt
Organism: Glossina fuscipes
Lineage: Eukaryota; Metazoa; Arthropoda; Insecta; Diptera; Glossinidae
Product: CDAN1-interacting nuclease 1
Exons: 6
Coding region: 822-1736 (304 amino acids)
Source: RefSeq, a predicted model, not a curated record